GAAAGGCUGGGUGAGGGAGUGAGCGAGAGGUGCCUACGGACAUUGUGGGAUAUUGGGUUCCCACUCUUUUUUGGCUGGCGGCUGACCUGAGCGUGUGCCCCCUUCAACGAGAGCGAUUGCAACCGUGCAGUAGGAUAAAACAGGGAGGCUAGUGGAAAAGACUGGAAUGAAAGAAGAAUAAGAGAGAGAGCUGAUAUAAGAGAAAAGGCACAACAGCGUGAGGCACCGCGGCGGCAGACACCAGCCAGACUAGGCAGACGGGGAAGAAAAAAUAAAAAAAUAAACAAGGGAACGGACUUACAUUUCCUCCAAGGGGUCGGAGUAACAAAAUAUAGGCUAGUAUUGGAAACGUCAGGACGCAAGCAGGUAUGGCAGAUGCAGACUUGGACUUCCAGACAGGCGAUGCCGGCGCAUCUGCCACGUUUCCCCAGCAGUGCUCUGCCCUGCGCAAGAACGGCUUUGUGGUGCUGAAAGGCCGACCCUGCAAGAUUGUUGAGAUGUCCACCUCCAAGACUGGCAAACACGGCCACGCUAAGGUCCACAUGGUGGGAAUUGACAUCUUCUCUGGUAAGAAGUAUGAGGAUAUCUGUCCCUCCACUCAUAACAUGGACGUCCCCAACAUCAAGAGACUGGACUACCAGCUAAUUGGGAUCCAGGAAGGCUACCUGUCCCUGCUCCAGGACAGUGGGGAAGUGAGGGAGGACCUAAAGAUGCCCGAAGGAGACAUGGGAAAAGAGAUUGAAAGCAAAUACGAAGCUGGAGAGGAGAUUCUGAUCACUGUUUUGUCUGCCAUGAAUGAGGAGGCUGCAGUUGCUAUCAAAGCCAUGGCAAAAUAAGAGACUGCAGGGGUUAACAAGAUGCACUGGACCUUGGAAAAAGGAGGGAAUAUUGCCUCGUCAAUGCUUCUCCCUCUUUUCUUUCUUUUGACUUUCUUUUUCAUAUCCUCUAUCACUCCCCCUCUCUUUCUCUCCAUCUCUGUACUUUCUUGCCCCUCUUUGGGUUCAAUAAAUAAUUGGAAGUGACAAACAAACACCUUCUAUAUAAAUUGCACACAAACACAACAAGCAACAUACAGUCUGUCACUACAGACUCAAAUGAGGAGAGAGAAGGGCAGAAUAGAGUAGUCUCUCACAAACAAAUGGUCGCCUAUUGUGAGUAGGUACAUCCUGCAGUACCUACCUCUCAGGGGAGGGAUGGGGAAAAUGUCACUGUUUUUGUAAAAUAUUUCCCCUGAUUCAUCAAGGGCUUCAACUCUAGAUUUAAGAUGGAGUGAUGUCGUUUUGUUGGGGGGGGGGGGUGCCACACUUACUCAAUCUUAACGUAGAAAUGUGUCGCACAGAACUGACGCCCAUUUCCUAUAACACAAAAUGACGAGUCUGUUCUGUGCGUCUAAUUUGGAUCUGUAAAAAUCCUGUGCGGCGCUCUCCUCUGAGCAAGCACCCUCUGUCUUGUUCUAUAUUUUGUGUAACGUAUAUAACACAUAAAAACUUGUCUAUUAAAAUGACGUUGUCAGGUUUACGGGCCAGGGUCUGUUCUUUCUCAGCACCAGGAGUGUGUCACUGAAGAACAGUCCUGUCAUCUCUUUCUCCCCCAAGUUUCUCUUUCCUGAAUAUCUGAGUGAUAAUAGUUUCUCUUUCCUGAAUUUCCGAGAAAGACCACGUAGAACACAGAAGAGAAUCUUCCCUUAUCUUCUAUCACCAAUAAAACAUCUGGUGAAGAAACCUAUGACAAGAGACUGCCAACAGAGCAGAUACUACCCUGGGUCACCUGUAGGAACAGGCACAGACUAGAACAUGACACAUUUACUUUGUACAAAGCUCCAUACGAGUAAAGAAGAAAAAGUCAUGAUGGUAUAUCUCCUUUUUUUUGUUCAAAAACAGUCCAAACUGUGCAGAAUGUCUCCCCGCCUAAAUUAAAGACGACACAAAUUGUUAGAAAUG
Molecule: messenger RNA, 1940 nt
Organism: Osmerus eperlanus (European smelt)
Lineage: Eukaryota; Metazoa; Chordata; Actinopteri; Osmeriformes; Osmeridae
Product: eukaryotic translation initiation factor 5A-1
Exons: 6
Coding region: 369-836 (155 amino acids)
Biological process (GO): translational elongation; positive regulation of translational elongation; positive regulation of translational termination
Molecular function (GO): ribosome binding; translation elongation factor activity; RNA binding
Source: RefSeq, a predicted model, not a curated record